Messenger RNA from Juglans microcarpa x Juglans regia, 1213 nucleotides. RefSeq lists its product as uncharacterized. The transcript has 5 exons. Lineage: Eukaryota; Viridiplantae; Streptophyta; Magnoliopsida; Fagales; Juglandaceae. The record is from RefSeq and is a predicted model, not a curated record. The coding region runs from base 280 to 918 and encodes 212 amino acids.
CUUCAAGUAGGAACACAAAAGAAGCAAGGGGGAGGGAGAGAGACAGAGAGUGUAGAGAGAGAGAGGUGUGCUAGCAUAUGUAUGUACUUUCUCGCUCUUCUAUGAUCCGCAAUUAUUUCAGGCACCAAUCUCUCUCCCUCUUUCUCCGUUACAUAACAAGUAUAUAGUUGCGAUAUCCGCUCCCAAGAAAUCUGAUCAAAGUAGGAUCGUAUCUACUUCAGGGCGUUCCUUUUUUGUUUUUUCCUUCUCCUGUUUGUUUGACGUUUCGGCAAAGAGAAAAUGGUGUCGGCGAACCGUGAGAUGGUGGUUUACUGCUUCGACACGCUCGUCUCUCACUACAACAGCGAAGAUGCUCCUCCCCCCGCCUUCGAUGAGGGUCACCAUCCAUUAUUUGUUACUUGGAAGAAAGUGGUGAAUGGAGGGGAGCCUCGUUUACGUGGAUGUAUUGGAACUCUAGAAGCUCGUUGGUUGAUUAAUGGAUUCAAGGACUAUGCUCUGACCAGUGCUUUGAAGGACCGCAGGUUUCCCCCCAUACAGGCUAAAGAAUUACCAUUUUUGGAGUGCACAGUUUCCAUUCUGAUUGAUUAUGAAACUGCUAACCACUAUCUUGAUUGGGAGGUUGGAAAGCAUGGGAUAAUUAUUGAGUUUACCGAUCCAGACAAUAAUACAAGGCGAAGUGCCACAUAUUUGCCUGAGGUGGCUGCCCAAGAAGCUUGGACAAAAACGGAGGCAAUAGAUUCACUGAUGCGAAAAGCCGGGUACAAUGGCACCAUUACUGAGUCCCUCCGAAAGCGUAUACUGCUGACACGUUAUCAGAGCACGCUGUUUACAAUGCAUUACAGUGAAUAUCUUGCCUAUGUCAAGACAACCAGAGGCGCCGCUCCGUCUAUAGUUGGGGCUAAGCCCGGAAAUCAUUGAUUCUUUCAAAUAGCUUUUGCUUAGAGCACAAGCUAUUCUUCCCAGAGUUCACUGGGUGGGGAUGGAUAUGUUUGUCUUCCAUCUCAGACACCUAAGUAAUUGCUGUGCCUGUCCAUAUCAUUCUCCAAAUUCAUUUGAUUUUGGAGAAAGAAACCAGAAAGAACAGGUUUCCUUGAUUUUAAUAUCCAGCAUUCAUGAUUCAAGUUCACCUGCUUCUCGGGGAAAGCAUUGCUGGUGAAAAACUUUAGAGUCUGUAAGUUAAAAAUUUGUCAUCCCAGAGUGUUUCAUCUGAUUA